AUGCAUCAAGCUCAAGACUGGUCUCAACUGUAUUUUUGUCGCCCUCCCCCGAAUGGAGAACUCAACAGGAUUCUCGAGCGCAAAUUUGAUCAAGAUGUAAAGGUCUAUAUCAUUGUCUACAAAGAAGUCACUCAAACCAUGUCCAAACUGACUAAGAUGUCUCUAGAAUCGGUCAGCGUACAAGUCGUUGCGACACCCAGAUAA
Marasmius oreades (fairy-ring Marasmius) is the source of this 204-nucleotide messenger RNA. RefSeq lists its product as uncharacterized. NCBI's taxonomy places the organism in Eukaryota, Fungi, Basidiomycota, Agaricomycetes, Agaricales, Marasmiaceae. The coding region runs from base 1 to 204 and encodes 67 amino acids. The transcript is spliced from 2 exons. The record is from RefSeq and is a predicted model, not a curated record.